AGCGAUGAAGCAAGGUGUAAUCUUUGUUUUCUUUUACAUCCUGACAUGGGUGCAUUUCACCCACUGUCAGGAUAGGACAGAUGUUCUCACGAUGGAAUUUAGGCUGCUUAGGAAUGCCACAUUGAAAGGAUUUGAAGACCUUCAGCAGAAGCAGAACGACAUAAUAGCGAAGCUCUCAGGAUAUGAGGAACUGCUGCAGGAAAUCCCAGGACUUCAUCGUGACCUAGAACUCGUGAAAGGUGCAGUGAACAGCAACCAGGACUCCUUGCAAAAUUUCCAUCAUGAACUGGAACACGUGAAAGGUGCAGUGAACAGCAACCAUGACUCCUUGCAAAAAAUGCAGAAGAAGCUGGGCUAUGUGGAGAACAAUAUUGAAGGACUUCAUCGUGACCUGGAACUCGUGAAAGGUGCAGUGAACACCAUCCAGGACUCCUUGCAAAAUUUCCAUCAUGAACUGGAACACAUGAAAGGUGCAGUGAACAGCAACCAUGACUCCUUGCAAAGACUUCAUCGUGACCUGGAACUCGUGAAAGGUGCAGUGAACAACACCCAGGACUCCUUGCAAAAUUGCCAUCAUGAACUGGAACACGUGAAAGGUGGAGUGAACAGCAAUCAGGACUCCUUGCAAAAUAUCUCGGCGAAACUGGAGACAUUAGAAGGGAUCCAUCGGGAAACCAAAGGCUGCCUCGGAAGGGAGGACUUGGAACACUUCAAGAACAUAUCAUUAGCUGGACAAAAAAAUUUGGAGUCUUCCCUUCGCCAGGAAAUAUCUGGAGUCAUCUCUUUGUUGGAGACUGGAGGAAUAGAUGAGUGCUCAGAGGGAAGCCACAACUGCACUGAUUAUGAGAUUUGUGCUGACAAGCUAUUCAAAUAUCAGUGUUCCUGUCUGGCCGGAUUUGCACAGGAUGGUUCGCGCUGUGAAGACAUCGACGAGUGUGCCCAAGGGAAGGCCGAGUGCAGCCCCCAGGCAACCUGCAGGAACUCCGUCGGGAGUUACAGCUGCUCCUGCAACCCACCUUUCGAGGGAGAUGGACGAACCUGUGAGUUCUCGUGCAGAAGCCCGGCCACGGUCUUCGAGGGUCUGGGAUGCGUUAAGCUUGUGGUGGAAUGGAAGACCUUCCAGGAGAUGAACGCCACCUGCCAUCAGGCAGGUGGCCGUCUCCUGCAGGACAUCACACUUGCAGGUUUAUGGGAAGUUAUUGAGGCUUUUGGUUCAGGAUAUAUAGAAUGGACAGGAUGGAUGGGCGUUCAUGAAGGGAAGUGGCUGGAAAGUGGACUCCCUCUACAAGAGGAGCUUUGGACGGAAGAUUCCCGGGGAUCAGACCAUUCCGGGAGGAGUGGGCUUUGUGGCGUCAUUGAUAGGGAUCGUUCUUCUUCGUACAAAGUGGGUCAACUUGAUUGUUCAGUACAUAUAUGGGGUUACUGCCAGUUUUUAAUCCCACAGAAGUAGUCAGUCAACAUGAGGCUGAUCUUCUGUGUGAGGAGGAGGAGACAGAAUAAUAAUAAUAAUAAUAAUAAUAAUAAUCAAACAAAAACUUCUUUCAGUUUUCUUCUGAAGAUUGAAAAAGAAACCCACAAAAUCACUUUGUAACUUGUUUACUUCUAAGUAUUUAUAUUUAGUUUUACUCCACACUCGAGUACUUUCAGGCCCUGUCUGUGGCCCAUUCUCAAGAGAUGUUUGGGAUGUUAGCCUUUGUUUCCUUCAAUUUGAUAUUAAUUGAAGGAAACAAAGGUUUUACCUCAGAAGAUCCCAUAAGCCGAGCUUUGAUAUUAAAAGAAGCUAAUAUUGACCCUGCUGACCUCGAGAUUAGGUUUCCUGCCCAACAGACUUUUGGUGACCACACCCUUACCACAAGGGUGAAUCCCUUUGACCAUCAGCUCAGGAUAUCAGAGCGACAAGAGGGGAUUGGCAACUCUCAAGAAAACCAGAACAGCCAUCACAUAAAUGACAGCUCAAUGAGAAGAAGUUCCAGAAGACUGCUGGGCCUUGACCCAGGCUAACAUCCCAAAAA
Molecule: messenger RNA, 2012 nt
Organism: Macrobrachium nipponense
Lineage: Eukaryota; Metazoa; Arthropoda; Malacostraca; Decapoda; Palaemonidae
Product: protein kinase C-binding protein NELL1-like
Exons: 23
Coding region: 5-1450 (481 amino acids)
Molecular function (GO): calcium ion binding
Source: RefSeq, a predicted model, not a curated record